UCCUAGGUUUUGUAUAAUGUAAAUCUUGUAUUUUAUUUCUUCUGACUGAGCAUAAUAGGUCGGUGACCGCGAAAAUUAUUUCGGAUUAUAAAAUGUUCGAAACUAUAGUACUCAUUAAAGAUAAAACCGCAUGAUCGCCUGUAAUCGGCACUACGUACUACGUAUUACUAGCUAUUAUCACUCAAUUUUUUUCUCUCUCUGCUAUCAGUAUUAUUAUUAUAUUUAUAAUUAGUCGAUUCCUGGUCAUACGUUCGUCGUUAUCUCACAUAGUUACAUGUAUCGGUCGAAUGUGUGCCGGCCACUUACGACCGCAUCACGUUAUCACUUCACUUAUGUGUCGUGAACUUGAAGAAGAUGUUGUCCGGUCAUUACGCUGGGAAAUUAAUUAAUUCAGAUUAAUUUUCUUUUAAGAAUGUUACAACAAGUGCAAACCCGAAAGUGCCCUAAAAUGUGUAAUUUUAAUGGAUAACAGUGGCAGUUUGUCGAUGUCAAACAAUAAAAAUACAGUGAAAAAAAUAUGUGUACGUGUAGUGAAAUUAAAAUCUCUUGCUUUGUGGAUUUCGUUUGAAUACAGUGUUUCCCACAUCUUUCAAUUCUAAGCAAUAGUAGAUUAUAUUCGAACAUACUACGGAAAUAAAAGUGGUUUUAAAAUAUUAACGCAUUAUCCAACAUUUAAAUGCAUACAUACAAAGAUUCUCACAUAAAUAGUUAACCAGUCCACACAAUCAGUUUAAAUGAGCUGAGGUCGCUCCAAUAGGUAAUCUUUUAUCCGGUUAUUAAACCACAAAAGAUCGUUCCGAGGAGUCCUAAGACCAUUUGAAUGUGGACGCCGUACCGUGACGGUCACAAAUAAGGAGUAAUCACCCUCAAAUUUAUUAAAUAACCAGUCGAAGUAGUUGCACGUUAUCAGUGUGAUUUUGGUUAAAUUUGAUGUUUUGAAUUUUAUCUAAAAAAAAAAAUUGGAAAUUUGAAACCAAAACUAGAAAAAAAGACUUCGUUUUUGGAUUGUUAUGUGCUAAGUGCUUUUGUGUAUUGGAUUUUUAAACAUAUUUCUGGAAAUUUAAAGUAGUGCGAAAAUACUUUUUUGGUGUAAUUAGAAACAAAGUGAUUUUGACCGGUAACUGCAUGAUCGGGUAGUGCCCUUGUUUGAAGCUAGAAUUGAAAAGAAUUGGCACACAUUUGAGAUCGCGGCGGAAGCCAAGAUGCUGCCAAGCAAGCAUGAGGUCACGAAGGUGCUGCGGUAUACGCAUGGAAGCCCGGCGCGGUGGUGAUCUCGCGCUGCAGCCGCUGCGCGCGCAGUACCGUCGCGCUCUAUCGGAAUGGAACGCGCGCCCCUCUCGCCGCCGUCGGAGCUCAAGAACGAUCGGUCGGUCCAAGGAGGACCCUGCGAAACCGGAGACGCGGCGCCGCAGCCGGCCCUGAGCGAGACCCGCGUGCUGCCCGCCAUCCCCGAGGCCGAGCCGCUCUUGCACGCCCCGCGUCGAGCUCUGCACGUGCAGUUCGACGCGCACUGUCCGCCCGCACCAGUCUCGCUCUCCUCUUCAGGUUCUUCCUCCUCUUCCGACGAUGAGGACGUCUCCAUCACAGAGGCACGUCCUCCCGACGGCGGCUGGGGCUGGGUCAUCGUCUUCGCCUCCUUCAUGGUCAACCUCAUCGCGGACGGUAUCACCUUUAGUUUCGGUGUGUUCUAUCCGCACUUUCUUGACUACUUCGGCGAGGGAAAAGGCAAGACCGCAUGGAUCGCCGGUAUUUUCAUGGCGAUGCCGCUUCUUUCCGGCCCGAUUGCCAGUUUUCUGACGGACAGAUACGGCUGCAGACGUGUGACGAUCUUUGGUGCGAUUCUGGCGGCUGCUGGAUUUGUUAUAUCCGCUUUCGUGGAUAAUAUGGAGACUUUGUUCCUGACCUUCGGCAUAAUGGCCGGUUUUGGAUUGAGUCUGUGCUACGUGGCUGCAGUGGUUAUAGUCGCGUAUUAUUUUGACAAGAAGCGCUCUCUGGCAACCGGAAUAUCGGUUUGUGGAAGCGGCAUUGGAACUUUCAUAUUUGCGCCGCUGACAAACGUGAUGCUGGAUGAGUACGGUUGGCGCGGAACCACUCUGAUCUUAGCCGGCCUAUUUUUGAACAUGGCCGUGUGUGGUCUCUUGUUCAGAGACUUACCUUGGACCGCCACAAUGAACGAAGAGAGAGCAAAAGAACGUAAACGCAGAAGAGAGAUAAAACGUAACAAACGAUUCGGUUCUUCGGCUGACAGUUUCUCUGACAGCAAGAGCAGCGCCGCGGGCUCAACCAAAAUGGCAGACAGCGUUAAAAUUGAAACCGUGACUUCACCAAUCGUGCCCCAAUUUAGUUCCUUGGUAGACCUACCGACAUUCAUGACGGGCGGUGAAGGAGUUUCCUUAGAAGUUUUCGAACUAAUGUCAAAUAGAGGUCGUGCUUACGCAAUUCUGGCCCAAAACUACCCUGGAGUGAUGUUGCCCUCUAGAAGCUUUAGCGACAGCGGCCGAUUGCACGAGCAGUCCCCUCCAAGGACAGUCAUGUCCCCAGGAAUUACGUCACCUGGUAUUCUAACACCUAUCGCACCUCCGACUCAAGAGAACACCACGGUGAAUGAUAAAGCAGCUUUGUCCCUAUGGUUGAGGCGUCAAGCGACAGGAUCUACUAAAAAGCCUCCAGCGUUUUUGAAGGAUCUGCGGGUUCAUCGUCAUUCUUUAACGUACAGAGGGGCGAUGCUGAACAUCAACAGAUACAGACUGCGUGCUUCCUCGUGUCCCAAUAUCUUCAGGAAUUCUAUGACGACCAUAGCUAAAGAAAAAGUUCAAUGGUACGCCGGUCUCUGGGACUUCUGGGACCUGGCCGUGGACGUUUUAGACUUCUCCCACCUUCAGAACCCAGCGUUCCUGAUCUUUGCCAUAUCCAACUUCCUCCUGUACAUGUGGUACGACGUGCCGUAUGUGUACAUAGCCGAUAAUGGCAUGAUUAUGGGCUUCAAUGAGUCCCAGUCUUCUAUGCUGAUUUCCGUCAUAGGGAUCCUCAAUAUGUUCGGAGAGAUACUGCUGGGCUGGGUGGGUGAUUGGAAGUGCGUGAACCCUGUCCUGGUGUACGCGGGGUGUAUGCUGCUCUGCGGCCUGGUCACGGUGCUGAUGCCUCUCCUGACUUCCUACCUCAGUCUGGCCGCGGCGGCCGGCGCCUUCGGAGCCUUCAUCGCAGCCAACUACUCCCUGACCAGCAUCAUACUGGUGGAACAAAUAACCCUGGAGAAGUUCACAAACGCCUAUGGGUUGCUACUGCUGAUGCAGGGCGUGGCGAAUUUGAUAGGACCGCCUUUAGCCGGCUGGGUGUACGACAUGACAGGCUCGUACGACCUGUCGUUCUACCUGGCCGGGGCCUUCAUCGCGGCCUCGGGCCUCAUCCUGCUCGUGCGCCCCGCCUCCCGCUGCCGCGCGCCGCACCCCCGCGAGCUCCCCCGCGAGCCCCCCCACCAGAACGGGAAGCUUGUCGUGUGAUUUUGAAAUCAGAACGCCGAUAUGGCGAUCGAUCGAACACACGAUUUUCAUCUGUAUUGGGUCGCGAUAAGGAUCAAAACAGCUCGAGAUGUAGCGGACGGAAUUUUUUUUUAAGGGAUUUUAUGACCUGGUAACUAAGACCUUUAAGUCAUGUAGUAUUUUAAUUUAUAUUCUUAUUGUUAUGAAAAAUGAUAAUAUGGAGUGAAAUCAAAUGAAAUGAAGAUGAUUAAUUUGAGACAUUAAUCAACUGGGAUGAUAUUAAAUGAAAUGAGAUGAGAUGAAAUAUAAUCUCAGUAAAAUGGUGGCCAUUUACUAAGAUUUUUUCAGUGGACUUUUUGGAGGAUCCCGAGAAGUUACGUUCAGCGGUUUUGUUUCAUUUUCCCACAUUUGUGCACUAACACAGAUAUUAAACAGUUAAUAAACCACCGUUAUUACACAUUUAAACCUGAAGAAACAUUAAAUAGACAAAAUAAAACAAAUCACACAACUUCACUCCUCGCGUUCCCGCCAAAAAGUCCGCUGUGAAACACAUUCGAAUGUGUUUGUAUAGAGCUGCGGCGCGGAGCAGCGAGCACACAAGUGAGAUCUGAAACCGUUGCCUUAAAAGAUAUUGUGUAAUAGUAAUUUGGAGUCUAUUCGCUUUAGGAUAAGGUCGAAUUAGCUUAAGAUCGUUUUAAAAUAUCUACGUCUAAGUAUUCGGUUACAGUAUGAAAGGUAUUUUUAAAAUAAGCGCUGCCAUAAAAUAAAUGUAAUGCUGCCUAUUAACAUGUUUGCUGAAAACGACACAAAGUUGAACGAAGGAGUUGUUUACAGUUAUGUACGCUUUGUCACUAGAUGUCGCCUGACUGUAGAUUAUAUUAGUUUUGAACACGGAAGGAGAGAUGGCGCCACUAGGAUGAAAAAAGCACUUAAAAAAAGAAUUUAGCGUGUUUAUUCGAAAUACUACUUUAGGGAGAGAAAGAAAAAGAGAGAGAGAAAAACCCAUCGAAACUAAUGUGCCAUUUAUAAUAAUUAUAAAAAAAUUCAGUUAUGUAAACACCUUAAAAUUAGAAUGUCCGAAGCCUUACUUUAAAAUUUGCCGUAAUGAAAUUCGUUCCAAUUAAAAAAACUUUCCCAAAAGGAAUCAAUUACUCGAUAAUCCAGCUACCUUCGCGUUCAGACAGCAAAAAUUAGAUUUCAAUUAAUACUUUUUGUUAGAAAUUGUUUGAUUUCGGCAUCCUAUGGUCCCGGUCUUACGUACUACGAGACGACUACAGUUAUUUUUCCCUACCUAUGCUGAUAGCCUUGAGAGGCAAUUUCAGCUUCUCCUUGACCUGUAAGUGACCUCACGGGGCUCAAACCGGAGAGUUGCUAACACUGACCCUAGCAAGAGCAGUGCUGCGCAGAAUCUACUACCGGAUCGGAAACGCGACCCACUGAGAAGAUCCGGCGAGAAACUUAAUGGACUGUGUCUGUGGGUUAAUUUACUCGUCGAGCCCUUCGUCGCAAGCGACGGGUUCAUUUUGAUGGAUUAAAAAAUGAAAUAUAUCCUUCAAUAUUACAACGCUCAUUAUUCAUUAUACAUUAUUCAGAAAAAAUACAAAGCUUAGUUUUAGACUUAAAGUUUUUAGAUAGUUUGUUUACGAGAACUCACGGUUGCUAACCUGUUUGCAAUGUUAAUGUCAGCGCCGUAAAAAUAGUAAUUCAAUGACAUUUUGUGUCAGAACUGACAGCUGUCAUCGCGACAUCGCUAGUUCUAGAAACGGCUUGGAUUAUUGUAUUUUCAUAGACGAACAUAUUCCAUUAGUCAUUAAGGACGCACCAAAGUCGCUUAAAAUCAUUAGAAUUUUAAAGAACGAGAGAAUAUAUUUAGCGAUUCGUAAUUAUUGUAAAGUUGUAGUGGAUACUACUCGAUCUUAACUGUUAAGGCGAACUCCGCUACUGCUCCAACGAGACAGUGGGAACUUUGUUUUUGUAUGGUACGUCUGUUGCUUCGUUUUUGUUGGAAGGUCGUGAUGCUGUCCACGUAUGUCUAUGAUGCAGUCUAUGAUGCACUGUAUUUGAAUUUGAAUUAUGUUCCUUUUUUUUAUGUGCGGUGUCAUUCUAAAAUAUUUUUUUUCUCAUAUACUUUUAACUAUACUUGAGACCUUAGAACUUGUAUCUCAAGGUGGGUGGCGCAUUUACGUUGUAGAUGUCUAUGGGCUCGAGUAACCACUUAACACCAGGUGGGCUGUGAGCUCGUCCAAACAUCUAAGCAACAAAAAAAAAUACAAGUAAACAGAAUGUUUCAAGUAUUUUUACGUUUUAAUUAAUUGCUAUAGCCGCUAGUCCACCCUAUCAGUUUUGUGACUAUUGAAUCGAAAGCUUUGAAGAGUGCCGAUAUAAUUGAGAUUGUGGAUUUGUGAUGUUCUUAAUAAUGUAUUUGUUUUUUUCGAAAGAAAGUGUCUUAACAUCAUAAUUUGUAUCAGUUUGUAAACGCGGGUCGCGACCGGCGGGCACACACAGUCUGAAACUGAAUUAAAUUGUGCUUAGAUCUAAUGACGUCACAAUGUUAUUAAUCGUAUGUUAGAAGAGAGCGCUUUAUAGCGGUCCGUGACGUCAUAUGUUAGGUGCGUCACAUAGAACGGUCUGUGACAAAAGGGAUAAAUCGAUCCCCCACUCCCGCCAUCGCGCAUCGUGUUUCUGUGCCUGGACCGCGCAGGUGAGGUCCGCGGGCCGCGCCGCUACAGGAAUUACCGUAGCGAACGGGUAGUUUAAUAGUAAAAUUGUAGCUGUUAAUUGUAAACGUUAUGUUCGGGUUUUUUGUUUUUUUUUUUUAAUUAAAUGUUUCCCUUUGUGUAUUUACUAAUUAAGAAUGACAAAAUCUAAAAUAGCUAUGUAAUUUAGGGAUUUAUCGUAGCAUAGAAAAAAAAUUACCUCAUUAGUAUUAUAAGGGAAAAUAUCUAAGUACUGUUUUGCAAUUUAAAUAAAUUUACUUUUGGAUUAAGUCUAUAGGUAACUACUGCCUGCCGUCAGCUGGACAUUUCGUUGGCUGCAGUAAAAUCUCGCACUCAUUUUAUAGAUUUUAUUAUAGUAUUGAAAACGUUUUGAAAAUUGCGCACUACCUGUGCUCACAUUUGCGUAAAAGAAAAAAAAAAUUGUGAAACAGAUCUUAAAUCAUUUAUAUUAUACGAAAAUAUAUUCAUUUUUUUUCCUGA
This is a messenger RNA of Bombyx mori (domestic silkworm), 6676 nucleotides long. Its product is annotated as monocarboxylate transporter 9. Bases 1320 to 3500 code for a protein of 726 amino acids. The transcript has 5 exons. Gene Ontology annotation, cellular component: membrane. Lineage: Eukaryota; Metazoa; Arthropoda; Insecta; Lepidoptera; Bombycidae. The record is from RefSeq and is a predicted model, not a curated record. Gene Ontology annotation, molecular function: monocarboxylic acid transmembrane transporter activity. Gene Ontology annotation, biological process: transmembrane transport.